This is a messenger RNA of Alternaria atra, 660 nucleotides long. RefSeq lists its product as uncharacterized. Bases 1 to 660 code for a protein of 219 amino acids. The record is from RefSeq and is a predicted model, not a curated record. NCBI's taxonomy places the organism in Eukaryota, Fungi, Ascomycota, Dothideomycetes, Pleosporales, Pleosporaceae. The transcript has 3 exons.
AUGCCUUUAGCACUUCCCGAUCUCAAGUCACGCUCGGUGCUCGUCAUCGCCAUGUCACCCAAAAGCCUUGCUGAGCUCACAGCAUCUUAUGAGAAGCCACUAACUGUCGCCAACACCACGACGAUAGAAGAGGGCAUUACAAUGUUUGAUACAGAUGCGCGGAAGAAACUUGAUACCACUUUCAGCCUUUCAGCACCAAACGAAGAUAUCGUCUGUUCCGGUGGACCUGCAGCUAUCGUGGCAUCCCGAGAGCUAGGAUGGCGAGGGAAGGGUUUAUCGCAAAACAGGAAGAUCAAGAUAUGGACAACCCCGUGCGGAAUGUGGUACUACGGUCUCGACGACCAACACUCCUUCUCCCGCCAUCACAGGGUCACACGCCACAACCUCGUUCCUAUGGCCUACGCGAUGGCUAACAAUUUCCUAACGAACAUUUGUCCUCCUGAGAUCCGCCAGUUCGUUCUCGCCUUUGUCGACGCAUUGAUGAGCGAUCUGGCCGAUACAGGUAAUCUCAAGACGCCAAGCUUCAAGGCCCAAGAAAAGUUUCUCAAAAUCUGGAAAGACGAAGGAUCCUUUGACCUUCUAUGGUUCAGCCGCGCAAAAGUUAUGGCAGGCAAGUUGAUGCGGAAAGUAGCGACGCAGUUACUGCCUCCAGAGCUGUAG